Funneliformis geosporum is the source of this 879-nucleotide messenger RNA. NCBI's taxonomy places the organism in Eukaryota, Fungi, Glomeromycota, Glomeromycetes, Glomerales, Glomeraceae. The record is from the annotation of a GenBank genome assembly.
AUGGUAGAAGAAGCAAGCGAAGAUUUAGACUGCUUUGCCAGUUUUGAAAAUGAUUUAAAGGAGAUAGUUAAAAACCAAUAUUUUGGUUUGGCUUGUAAAUUAAGAGGAGAAGGGAAAGAUGCGAUAAAUUAUGGCAAAGUUGCGGUUGUUAAUUAUGGAAAGUAUCUUUUGCGAGCACAAGUUGUUGAAGGGUUUAAAACCCAAACUGAUGGUGAUCCUUUUAACUUAUCUAGAUUUAAACAUGAUAUUUUAGAAAUGUGGAAUACUCGGGAAUUAAUCGGAAUUCGGCAUAAUCCUUUUUCUAAAGAAGAAAGGCAAAAUAAUCCGGAAGUCACCAGAGGAGGUAAAUAUACCUUUCAAUUUGGUAGUUUGCCUACUUUACUAAUUGAAAAUAAAACUACCCAAUUGUUAGUCCAACAACCUUUUCAACAACUUCAACAAUCUAAUCAAGCUUUUUUAAAUUUAGAAGGAGAAUUAAAUUUGAAAGUUGAAGAAUUCCCCCAAUUGGAAAGAAUAUUUUAUACCAAAGAAGUCAAAAUAAUAAAACUUUUGACUUAUACUUCGCCAACUGAAAUAUUAGAUAAAAAAUAUCCAAAAGAUAAAGGUGCAAUUGCUAAGUUAGAUUUAUCUAAACAUGGACUAAGAGGAAAAUUAGAUUUAAAAGAUUUCACUGGUUUAGAGGAAUUAAAAAUAGAAUUAAGUUCUCCCGGACUUGACCGUUAUUUUAGUUCUAACUUUAUCACUGGUUUAGAUUUGAGUGCGAAUACUAAACUAAAAAAAUUAACUCUAACUAAUAGUCCAGCAGAAUUGGAUUUAGACAUUUUCACUAAUUUAACCGCUUUGGAAGAAUUAAAUAUUCCCAAAAAAUAUGUUCAUUGA